AUGGAUAAUCUAAGCAUCUAUGGCCAUCUCGACGGUGACUUGCGAAAAAUUAAUGUAAACACAGGUAGGAGCUUAACAAAUAUAACUUUUUGUUGCGGAGUGCUGCAGGCACAGCCACCGCCUCCUCCCCUCGAGCAGCUUAGCCACCGCCUCCCUCCCUUGCUCAACAAUCAGAAAGAGACGCUCUCCCCGCUACCGCCAUUCCCGUCCGUCCAUGCGGCGGCCGAAUCACCAAUCUCCACCUACAUGCUCUACCUCCCUCCGCCGCAAGCCUCCGUGGGUCAAUCGCCCUUCAUGUUCCCAUCAUUGUCGCUGCCAUUCGGUUGCUUCCCAUCGCUGCAGUUGCCAUACCCUCUGUUGUUCACUAGCCUGCUGUUUUCGCCAUCAACAGCGGCCGGUCAAUUAGGGUUUCAGCCAAGCCCUAGGUGGAAAGAUCUGCGAGUUUUCUGUUGUUCAUCCAUAGACAACUACAAAGCUGCACUUUGCUAGCAUCCAAAGGCAGCCAAUUGCUGGAAUGUUUAAAUGGAGAAUAAGUCAUAGAACCCACCAUUAAAACCACGGGCACGUUGAGAACGAUCUGGGUUAAUGAAUUUUAGACCGGUCAAGUGAAUCACCUCAAGACAAAGGUAACAUGGAAAGAGUGAAAGUGCUUUUGGUGGAUGAUCGGCAUUCCACCACCGAUCUUUCUUGCAAAGCUCCUAUUCUUAUGGAAUUGUGGUGGUAUGAUUGGAGAUCCCUUUGGGAAGUUGCCAUUUUGUUUAAUAGAAUGAAUUUGUUGGACAAUUGAAGGACAUAGAGGUAAGAUGCUCAAGAGGUACUAUGUCAUUACUCAUUAGUUGUGAACAUGCCAUAUGCGCCAUGCCAAAAAACCAAAGAUCAAUUGAAUGUUUUCCUCUUCAUUCAAUCGUAUUUAUGUACAAAGAACUAAAUGUUUCAAGUAGAAAAGGGAGGGGGAAAAGUGAGAAAUAAAUUGUACACUUGAUGCACCAUUACUACGAUCCAGUUUUAGACUUCAUUUUCCUUUUAGGUCCUCUGAUUUUCCAACGCAGUUGGUUGUGAGAGUAGCUUAGUUUGAUUGUAGCAUCCAUUGCUAUGUAGCAUGCUCACGGACAUAGAUUUCUACAAAAAUGUAGACACGUAUUUUAAUUUCCAUACAAACCAACUCAUGGCAGCAGUCUAUUUUUAACAUGGUAAUGUUUAGCUUAUAGAAAGCAGUAGGCAUGAAGGGCAGUGGGUCAUGGCAUACUUUGCUCAAUGAGCUGGAGGUAUUACAUAAAUAUUUGAGGCAGGUGUGUGUGUGUCACCACAUCAUUAACAAUGAGUUAGACACUUUUUUGUUUUUUUAGUUGAAGUUGGUAGUAACUACUUAACUAGUUUG
Messenger RNA from Rhododendron vialii, 1378 nucleotides. Its product is annotated as VQ motif-containing protein 9-like. The transcript is spliced from 10 exons. The record is from RefSeq and is a predicted model, not a curated record. Lineage: Eukaryota; Viridiplantae; Streptophyta; Magnoliopsida; Ericales; Ericaceae. The coding region runs from base 1 to 489 and encodes 162 amino acids.